GCCCGGCCAGCAGCAGCAAGCAACAGUCUAUCAGCAUUCAGGCAACAUUAUUACUCGAAUCACAUCACCCCCUCCUCAUCUGCUCAGGCAAAGAGACAGCAUGCGAGGCCCUAACGCUGCUACCGCAACAAGCAAAGGCGGCGCCAUGGCCGGCUUCAAGCAAGACCUGCUCAGGAACCUGCUGCUGGGCAUCCGGGCGUGCCGCCCCUUCGACGCCACGAGCCUGGAGGACCGGAAGCGUGCCGUCAAGCGAUCCGCCGACGUCGCCAUGGCGGCAGCGCGCGCCGCGGCCGGCGGCGGGCGCGCGAGGUGGCCCAAGGCCAUCUUGGCCGCCGCCGCGGCGUCCGGACACAGCCCCGGCGGCAUACGCAAGGCGAGGAAGAGUGCGUGCAAGAGGGUAGUGAGGAGACCGAGGCGCGCCACUGCGAGCUGCGACGUCGUCGCACGGAGGCUGGUGCGGAGCAGGACGAUGGCGCUCCGGAAGGUGAUACCCGGAGCGGACGCCACCGCCGCCAUGGACGACGAGGCCGUGCUGCUCCGCGAAACCAUCGACUACGCCGUACACCUGCGCGCCCAGGUCGACGUGCUCCGCCGCGUCUCGGCGGCGGUGCAGAGAUCCACCUUCCUCCGGGACGGUCCUGCUCAAAGCAUGGGAGGAGGAUCGUAGUGGUGGUUCCUGGUUCAGAGGACCGAGAAGGAAAUGCAUCGAAGCUCGUGCAGUGCUCGAUCGGACGGUGCUGGUCAGAGCACAGCCACAGACCUCCGAGCUCGUGGUAGUGGUGAAGAAUUGGUCAUGGUUUUGUCUUGCUUCGUUAUUGGAAAUGGGACAUGUACAUGUGUUAUGUGUAGUGGUGGGAAUAUGGACCGUUUUUUUUUACCAGCAAGACCACGACCGAAAGUAGGAGCACAAAGUACGGUCUGGCACGAAAAAAAUAUGGGUCAGACUAUCACGGCACGAAGGGGCUGUACCGGGCCUCAAAUUCUAGCCCGUCAGGUCCUAGCACGGCCUAAUAAAGCUCAUAUUAUUUAAUUUCUUUAAUUUAUUAAAUUAUAGAUUUUAUAUUAUUGUAAUAUUUAAACUUUAUGUGGUAAAAUAAUGCUAACAUUGUUUAAUAUCUUUAAUUUA
Zea mays is the source of this 1126-nucleotide messenger RNA. Its product is annotated as transcription factor IBH1-like 1. The record is from RefSeq and is a predicted model, not a curated record. Bases 101 to 667 code for a protein of 188 amino acids. Gene Ontology annotation, biological process: regulation of DNA-templated transcription. Lineage: Eukaryota; Viridiplantae; Streptophyta; Magnoliopsida; Poales; Poaceae. The transcript is spliced from 2 exons.